This is a messenger RNA of Rattus norvegicus (Norway rat), 1147 nucleotides long. The record is from RefSeq and is a predicted model, not a curated record. NCBI's taxonomy places the organism in Eukaryota, Metazoa, Chordata, Mammalia, Rodentia, Muridae.
UCCUAGGUUACCCGAGCAACCUCCAUACCCGCCUUCUUCCAGUCCUGACUGGUUCAUAGCAAAUGCGGGCAGGGUCUUGAGGUCGGUGUUUAGGUUUGAAGGUGGUGAACCGGAGAUGAGGAGAAAGCAAGUACCAAGGCGAGGGAACCGGCAGAGGGACAGAAAUGAGUUCUCAGGCCCAGCAGCCAUGGCGGUGGAAGGAGGAAUGAAGUGUGUCAAGUUUUUGCUCUACGUUCUCCUACUGGCCUUUUGCGCCUGCGCAGUGGGAUUGAUUGCCAUUGGCGUAGCAGUUCAGGUUGUCUUGAAGCAGGCCAUUACCCACGAGACUACUGCUGGCUCGCUGUUGCCUGUGGUCAUCAUUGCAGUGGGUGCCUUCCUCUUCCUGGUGGCCUUUGUGGGCUGCUGUGGGGCCUGCAAAGAGAACUACUGUCUCAUGAUUACAUUUGCCAUCUUCCUGUCUCUUAUCAUGCUCGUGGAGGUGGCGGUGGCCAUUGCUGGCUAUGUGUUUAGAGACCAGGUGAAGUCAGAGUUUAGUAAGAGCUUCCAGAAGCAGAUGCAGAAUUACCUUACAGACAACAAAACGGCCACCAUUUUGGACAAAUUGCAGAAGGAAAAUAAAUGCUGUGGAGCCUCUAACUACACAGACUGGGAGCGCAUCCCCGGUAUGGCCAAGGACAGGGUCCCCGAUUCUUGCUGCAUCAACAUCACUGUGGGCUGUGGAAACGAUUUCAAGGAAUCCACCAUCCAUACCCAGGGCUGCGUGGAAACUAUAGCGGCAUGGCUGAGGAAGAACGUACUGCUGGUGGCUGGAGCAGCCCUGGGCAUUGCUUUUGUGGAGGUGAGGAAUGCUGUGGGUUGUGGGAGGGCGGGCCUGGAUCAGCUCAGGGCAUCUGGGGAACAGGAGGCACUCACUGGCCUGGGAACAGUGGCUGUUGAGUGGGUUUGGGGAAACUUGCCCUGUCUUCUUCCCACCCUCAUUUCUAUCCUUCCUUUCAGGUCCUGGGCAUUAUCUUCUCCUGCUGUCUGGUGAAGAGUAUCCGGAGUGGCUACGAAGUAAUGUAGGGUGGGGGCGUGUCUGAGCUCGUCUGUCUUUUCAUGGAGUGGACUCUCCAGGUUUUCAAUUAAACGGAUUAUUUUUUCAGACCUA